GGUCACCAUGGUGGGUCCUGCAACAGAUUGCUUGGCAAACCCACUCGGGUGCAUCCGCCAGCUGUUUGACAAAGCAGUGACCAAUGGAAUGACUCCACAGCAGCUGGGAUCAUCUGACUGGGGAGCAAAAGAGUUCUUCGCUGGCGAGAUUGCCAAGUUGGGAGGGGCGGAUAUGGUCCCGCUUUUGAACAGCACAUCUCUAGAUUUGCUGCCCUCUGGGACGCUUGUUCGUUUCCAAGGCAUGGUGCAAGAUAUGUUUGACCCAGAGUACUAUGUUGGCGCCUUCAAGGAGACCCCGAGCUCCACUUGGCACACGACAAAAUAUACUGACGUCUACGAUGUCCCAAUCGCGAGCGGUCCAGAUGCUCAGGUCUGGGAGAGAAAGUUGCUGUACUGUGUCCCGAUUCCUGGUCAAUCAGAUUGGAGUAGAGGCACUCGUCCGACCUCGCUCAACGGUCCAGGAGCGCACAGGGAGAAGCGCCCUCGAGAUGAUGAGGAAAUGUCAAUCGCGGAACCCAUGCUUGAAGAAGGAGAGGCUGGCCAGGAGUCGAUUGGGGAGCAGGCUAAGCGGCAGCGCGAAGCUUCCUCGUCGGGGAUGUCGAACAAUGAGACUGGUGGCUGUGGUCUGCUGGGGGAGGGCAUGAACCUCCCCCUCCCCUCCUUGCUGCUGCCGUGCCUGGUCAAGGUGUACGACGAUGCCGAUGCCGGCUUGAAGCUGAACGAUGUGGCAGAGUUCGUGGGUAUCCUCACCUUCGACCCCCAGCUGGCGGCAGCUGGCAGUGUGGGCAGAGGGGAGCCUGCGUCCGGCAUGCCGGGGGAGGGGGCUGCAGGGGACAGCCUGGACGAGGAGCUGCCCCCCAGCCUCCGGCUCUCCCCCAGCAAGGUGCCCCGCCUGCAGUGCAUCUACCUCCACAAGCUGCCCACCCUCGUGCCAGGCCUGCCACCGCCCGCGUCGCUGGCCCACGCAGCGGCCGCCCAGGAGCUGGCACAGUCGGCCUCUGCGCUGCGGGCGUGUGCGGUGAGCCUGCUGACGGUUGCCCUGGGGGGGGACACCCUGGCCGCGCAGUACCUCCUGCUCACGCUCCUCUCCAAGGUCACGGGCCGCGCUGAGCCGAUGGCCGUCGGCAAGCUGGCCCUCAACCUGGUGGGCUGCCCCGCCGCCUCCCCGCCUGGCGCCUCCCCCCUGGCCUCUGUGCUGCGCAGCGCCCUCCCCGCCCUGGUCCCCGCGUGCCACCUGCUGCCGCUGUCGCUGGACCUGCUCAACCGGGCCCCCCUGGUGCCCAGGAAGGACUACACGCUCAACAGGCUGGUGGCGGCCCCGCUGCAGCUGGCGGCGGGCACGGUGCUGGUGGUGGACGAGACCGCGCUGCAGCCGGGCACCGCCUCCGCCACCGGCGUGCGCAACCUGCAGGCACUGCAGCACCUCGUCGAGUGGCAAAAGCUGGAGUACGACUUCCAGUGGUACACCGUGGACGUGCUCACGGACGUCCCCGUGCUCGCGCUCUCCGAGGCGCGCUCCCUCCUGCCCGCCGAUGUCACCCUCCCCUUGCGCCAAACCCGCACUGCCACGUGGGCGCCGCUGCCGGACGCCGAGCUGGUGGCGCUGCGGCGCUACCUGGGCCUGGCGCGCCAGCUGGAGCACACCAUUGGGGAGGCCACAACCAAGGCCAUUGAGGACGACCUGGUGGCGGCCAGGAAGGGCGACCCCUCGCUGACGUCGCAGGAUUUCCACAGGUGGUUGACCUUGGCGAGAUUGACAUCGGUCAGCUACGGAGAGUCGUCACUCAGCAUGUCUCGGUGGGAGAGCGUCCGAGAAAUGGAGCGGUUGCGGCUCGACCGACUGCGCUGUGUCUGAGACGCGACUUAGCGCAGCACCCUCCUCGCAAUCAGCACAGACCAUCAGGGCAAAAAGACCGAGGGGUUGGGAGUAGCAGCGCUCAGGUUGCUGCAGCGCAAGGACCAUUCUUGCAAUACCAAUUGCUAGCUCUCUUACAACGAAGUUUGAAUCUCACAUUUCCGAGAGCGAAUUGGUAGAGGCAAUUCCGGUUUGAUCGGGCAAUUUCCGCGUGCCGUCUCUUUUUGUGCACGCAUCUUCAACGUUCGAUCAGCCAAUGGUACGGUAAGGUACCAUCUAAAGUUCAUGACAUGUAUGCG
Klebsormidium nitens is the source of this 2154-nucleotide messenger RNA. The record is from the annotation of a GenBank genome assembly. NCBI's taxonomy places the organism in Eukaryota, Viridiplantae, Streptophyta, Klebsormidiophyceae, Klebsormidiales, Klebsormidiaceae.